UCUCUCAACUAAAUUCGCGAUUGCCAGUGAUUCCGACCAAAGUUUAGCGCUUCCUGCUUCAAGAUGGAGCCGAUCAAGGAACCGCCUCAGACAUUUAUCUUUGACGUCGUGGUCACCAAUCUGGAGGCACAGGGCGUAGAAAUCGCCGACCCCAAGCGGCUGGUGAUCGAUGUGAACUUCAAUCGCAUGCCAUUGACCCUCACCUCGAGCCGGAUCAAUGUCAACGAGUUCAAGUCGGGCAGCGGUCUUCAGUUCGAGGCGGAGCCCAACGACCUUCGCCACACCCUCGAGGAAUGCGGCAUGACGUUCGUGGUAAAGUACGACGAUCGCGCAGUGGGCAACGGAGAGAUAGCCUUCCCUACCAUGGUCACGGAGCGCAUCGAACCAGGGAUGAGUGACAUCAUCCACGUGGACACGUGCGUGUUGGGUAAGGGGGCUGAGCCGGCCGGUAUGCUGCAGAUCCUCUGCCGCCUGGUCAUCCGUUGCAGUGAUCAGCCGAUGGUGGGAGGGAGCGAGUGCGAGCGGAACAUGGACAACAGCAUCAAUCCGCAGGACAUAAUGUUCGUGGUGGAUCCAGGGGCAGCGCGCCGCCGGCCUUGUCGGUAUCCGGAGGAGUUUAAUCGAUUUAGUAGCACAGCCUAGAGCGGAUUACUAACGAAUACCAAUGGAAAUGCCGUAUUUGCCUCUAUAUCUGGUGGUUAGCUGUACUAAUGUAUGUAUUUAAAAUUGAUUUUGUCACGUGAGGCGAAGAGCACAAGAAAUAAGAAAAUGUUCUUUUAUAAAUUUAGCGGUGUUGGGCUAAAGGUAGAAAA
Molecule: messenger RNA, 812 nt
Organism: Drosophila persimilis
Lineage: Eukaryota; Metazoa; Arthropoda; Insecta; Diptera; Drosophilidae
Exons: 3
Coding region: 64-642 (192 amino acids)
Source: RefSeq, a predicted model, not a curated record